AUGGACUGGAGAAUGACAAACUUUCUACAGGAGUCGUUCCAGCACUAUCAGGUAAUUUCAUUAUUUAACCGACAAGAAUCCGAGGUCAAGGUGUUGUCAGGUAUAUUGCACAAGUUUCUUAGGGCACAAUUCCAACACCACAAAGGUUACUAUUUAAUUGCCAACAUCCGAAGGCUAUUGUUACGGCUGGGACUACUAGCAGCAGCUAUCUUUGUCGCGGACGCCGUCCAGGGCGCAUCAUCACCGGGCCGCUUCAUUGGCCUCGCUACGACCGAUAAGGAUAUCAAGGAAAGACUAGUCUCGAUCGAGAAACUCAUCCAGAUUUUCUACAAGCAGCCGACUAUCGUGAACGGAAGCAAGCAGUUGGAGAUACAGGCCGAAGACAUUUCAUUUGACCGAGUCUCGUUCUCGUACGAUAGUGAGCAUAGAGCAAUUCGCAAUGUCACCUUUAGAGUCCCAGGUGGAUCGAGCGUUGCCAUAGUUGGAGAAAGUGGUAGUGACGAUGUGCAAGAAGGUGUCAUUCAGAUCGAUAAUCAGGACAUUCGAGACGUCACCCUCUCCAGCUUGAGGGAGCAGAUCACCAUCACUCCUCAACAUAUCGAGGUGUUCGACCGGUCGGUCAUGGAAAACGUCCAAUUCGGGAGACUUGAAGCAUCAAAUGAGGAGGUCAUCGAAGUAUGCAAAGCAGUAGGACUGCACGACGCCAUUAUGAAAUUUCCAGCGAAAUACGAGACAGGGGUUGGUGAACGGGCACCACACUCAGCGGCGGGCAGUGCUAACGGAUAG
Molecule: messenger RNA, 786 nt
Organism: Fonsecaea pedrosoi CBS 271.37
Lineage: Eukaryota; Fungi; Ascomycota; Eurotiomycetes; Chaetothyriales; Herpotrichiellaceae
Exons: 3
Coding region: 1-786 (261 amino acids)
Biological process (GO): transmembrane transport
Cellular component (GO): membrane
Molecular function (GO): ATP binding; ATPase-coupled transmembrane transporter activity
Source: RefSeq, a predicted model, not a curated record